Messenger RNA from Onthophagus taurus, 7863 nucleotides. Its product is annotated as discoidin domain-containing receptor 2. The record is from RefSeq and is a predicted model, not a curated record. Lineage: Eukaryota; Metazoa; Arthropoda; Insecta; Coleoptera; Scarabaeidae. Gene Ontology annotation, biological process: protein phosphorylation; positive regulation of neuron projection development; positive regulation of phosphatidylinositol 3-kinase/protein kinase B signal transduction. Gene Ontology annotation, cellular component: plasma membrane; signaling receptor complex. Gene Ontology annotation, molecular function: ATP binding; protein tyrosine kinase collagen receptor activity; collagen binding.
CGUUGCUGACUGUGCUUAAAAAGGGGUUGUUUCUCGGUGGCAACUUUCCGGCAUUCCGUUCCGCAUCUCACCCCUAUUACAUCCCGGUUACUUCGAUAACCAAAAAUCAACUGUCACGUUGGCGUUUCCGAUUUUCAAUCGCGACGUACGAACUUUUCUUAUUUUGAGUAUUGUGCUGAAUGUAGAACUGCGUGUGUUAUCCUGCUUAUUAAUUUUUUUAGCAUAAAAGAAUUAAUCGGAAUUUUGAUGACCACCAACUGAGAACUACAAUUUUUAAAACAUUAAGUGUUAAUUAAAGUGCGUUAUGUAUGUACUUCGGUAGUGACAAUUAAAUUUAAGAAAUGACAAUGAUAGUGGUGUGGUUCUUCAGUUUAUUGGGAUUGUUCAGCACUUCUUGUGUUGCGGUGGAUGAUCAUGAGGAGUGCCGUGCGCCGCUGGGAAUGCAGGAGGGCAGGAUUCCGGAUCAUGCCAUAACGGCGAGCUCAUCUUACGAAGCGAAGUCCGUUGGGCCCCAGAACGCAAGGUUGCGAAUGGAGAAGAACGGCGGAGCGUGGUGCCCGAAGGCGCAGAUUAGCAGCGAGGUCCGUGAAUACCUAGAAAUUGAUCUGCAAAAGAAUCACCUGAUCACGUGGACGGAGACGCAGGGUCGCUUUGGCAACGGCCAGGGACAAGAGUACGCGGAGGCGUUUCUGGUGGAAUACUGGAGGAGUUCCCUCAAUCAAUGGGUCGUCUACAAAGACUCUAGGGGAGAAAAGGUUUUAACCGGAAAUAGUAACACUUACCUCGUCGUUCGACAACGUUUGGAACUGCCAUUUAUUGCUAAUAAAGUACGGUUCAUUCCGUAUAGUGAACAUCCCAGAACAGUUUGUAUGAGAGUCGAGUUAUAUGGUUGUUCACACGAACAACAUAUCGUUCAAUAUGAUGCACCUCGUGGAAACGAACAAAAUGCAAAAGUUGACUUAGACGAUAUCAGUUACGACGGAAUUUUAGAUGGAAAUUACAUGAGAGGUGGUCUUGGUCAAUUAGUGGACGGUCUUUAUGGUGGAGAUGACUACCAAAAACAGUUACAAGGCGAAAGUUCCGGUAGCAGAUGGAUUGGAUGGCACAAUAACACUUUAGAAGGAUCACCGUUGGAAAUAACUUUUCAAUUCGAUUCUAUCAGAGAUUUUACAGCUGUUCAUAUUCACACGAAUAACAUGUUCAUGAGAGGAGUACAAAUAUUUUCAAGUGUUGAAUUAUAUUUUGGCCUCCAUCCUGGAAGGUUUCAAGAGUUUCCCAUCACCAAAGUUAUCGCACCAGAUCAAAUAAAUGAAUCGGCACGAAAUAUUACAAUUCGUUUUAAACCAAAAUUAUCAAAAUUUAUUAGAUUGAGAUUGCGAUUCGCGGAUAAGUGGAUAUUGUUAAGUGAAAUAACUUUUGAAUCAACUCAACUACAACAUAAUUUAACCGAUGAAAUGCUUGAAAAAUAUUACUCACUUUUUGAUAUCGUACAAUCGACAUCGGCGCCACCACGAACUGGAGGAGAAAUUAUACACGCAAGAAAAGAAAUUGCCCCAGAAACAAGUCCAACUCAUACAACUCAAACGUAUAUCGGCUUAAUAACGGGUUCAUUAGCCAUGGUAGUUUUACUGUUAGCGUGUACAGUGCUUUUAAUGAUAAAGCGAGGUAGAAAAAAGGUCGCUUUACUUCACAAACACACAGCUUUGGUAUCUAGCAGCACAAAGCCAGGGAUUACUAUGAAUAUGAAAGAUUUAAAAAUGAAUAUGUCAACUCCUAUCAUCAAUAAUGGACUAUCAAGAUUGUCGUUUAAUAACAAAUCGGCUUCCGAUACAAUAAAUUCCAAAAAAUCGAAAAUUUGCAAUUUAUAUGGUCACGUUAAUGGUGAAGAAUCUGAUAGCGAAAAUUCCGUUUAUCAUGAACCUUAUAAACUACUCCCUGCACCAAUUACAAAAUUUGGAUGCAAUCCCGAAAUGAAAGGGGUGAAUGGUUUCCCAGAUGACCUCAAAUUUAGUUCACCCUCUUCUUUUUAUAAUCUAAAUCCCCCGUCUGCCUUAAUGUCUACUUUACCAUCAAAACAUGAGUCUCCAGCGUACCAAACUCCGAACGUAGUUCCAGACCAGUACUACGCCGCUACAGACAUAAUUAAGACUGAACGAAAGGAGCAACACUUCACUCCUGGUAGGUUCACCUCAAUAAAGUUACCCGAGAGCCCUCCAGUCGAAGGAGUGACUCAGCUACUGGAAUUUCCGAGGCACAAACUACGUCUACUAGAAAAAAUGGGGGAAGGAGACUACGGAACGAUUCAUUUUUGCGAAGCCGAGGGUCUUCCUGAUUACAACGGUAGUACGAUUUUUCAUAAGAAGCACGUCAUUAUGAAAAGCUUAUGGAAAAAUACCGAUGAUAAAAAGAGAAAUGAAUUUUUAAAAGAAAUUAGUUGGUUGGCCGGUGUCAGAGAUCCAAACAUUGCGCGAGUGUUGGGUUUUUGUAGUCAGGAUGAACCGAUGUGCGCGUUACUCGAAUACUCAGAGUUUGGGGAACUGGCGAGAUUUUUAGUUCAAAAUUCCAGCAACGACGAAUCACAUAAUCAAUCAAUUAGCUAUGGAUGCCUCAUUUUCAUUGCAACGCAAAUAGCCUCUGGUAUGAAAUACUUGGAAUCGUUAGAUUUGGUGCAUAGGGAUUUAUCAGCAAGAAAUUGCGUGAUCGAUAAGCAUUUCAACGUCAAGGUGUCAGAUCACGCCAUGUACUGCGACAGGUAUCAUGGCGACUACUAUAUUAGUGAUACCAAAUCGAAACUUCCAAUUAGAUGGAUGUCAUGGGAAAGUCUGUUAUUGGGUAAACAGACUACAAAGAGCGACGUGUGGUCCUUCGCGGUGACCCUAUGGGAAAUCCUGAUGUUCUGUCUUCAGCAGCCUUACGCCGAGUUGACCAACGAACAAGUAAUAGAGAACAGCAGCCAUUGGUACCAAAACGACGGCUGCCAAAGGUACCUUUCACGACCCACUAUUUGCCCGAGAGAAAUCUACGAUCUCAUGGGAGAAUGCUGGAAGAGAAACGCCACAGAUAGGCCGAGAUUUGCCGAAAUCCAUCUAUUUCUACAAAGAAAAAACUUAGGUUAUCUACCUGCGUCGAUUUGUUAACGCGAAGGACUUUUAACAAAGCAAAAAAAAAGUAAUAAAAGAAAACGAAGAGUUUGAAAGAAAAAAAAAUUUGACAUACCAACUUGGAACGAGUGAACUCUUAAUUAGUUGUAAGUACCUUCGAAAAAAAAAACAAAUUAAACGUUUGCAUAAAUGUAAGAUUACGAAAAUGUGUUUUAAAAUUUAUUCGAUCAAGUCGAUUUAAUAACAUUUGGCGUUUAGUUUAUUUAACACGACAAUAAGUAGUGUCGAGUUGAUAUUUUUAAAUUUAUGACGUCAUUGUGGUUAGUUCUUUGAAAAUGAAAAUGUUUUAAUUUUAAACAACGAACAUAUCUUCAAUCACUUAGAUAAGAUUUAGUUAAAUCUUUAAAUUAAUGAAACAUAAAGAGGUGGUAUAAAUAUCAGUUACAUUUGGAAUUAGGUAUGGAAAAAUUAAUAGAUGUAUUUAAACAAUCUAAAAUUUAUUUUAAAAUUUACUAACCAUGUUCACUUUAGCCAUCGCUAUAAUUUUUGUCUCACUGAGUAAAUUUUUCCAGCCACCUGGAGUCAAAAAUUUGUGGCUACAGUCUCGAAAGCAAAUUUUGGACCAACUCCUGAAGAUCCUGUGAAUUCUAGGAUGCAGAGUUUAUCAUGAUAGUCUUGAAAAUAUAUAUUUUUUAAAACUCUGAAAUUGGCAAACACACACAUCCAUUCCAAUAAUAAUAGUUCUUCUUUAUAUACAUAUGCAGAAUACAUUUUCAGCUUUUCAUAAAAUUCUCUGAAUCUCUCUGAAUGGGCAAUAACGCGUUUUAAUCUGGCUCAUUGAUAAACGACGAAUGUGAAUAAACAAGUGAAUGUUUGUAAAUAGUUUCAACAUUUUGAUUUGUUUCUGUUUAUAACAUAUUUAAUUAAAAGCUGACCGUAGAGGGCUAAAUUGAACUAAAACUAAUUGCUAAAUAGACUCACUGAAAGUAAUCAUUUUGAAUUGUAAUUACUUCGUGAACAUAAACAUAAACACGCUGGUGUUCACAAACAUUGGACUACGAGAACAGAAGGGAUCCGGAAGUACUGUAUAUAUCAGGAACAAAGGUUUGUGUAUAAAAACUAAGUGAUUUUCCAAUGAAAAAGGAAGUGAGCGACAUUGAGUUAGUUCAUUGGGUUGUAUAAUAAAAAGUAACAGAAAAUAUUCAGUAUUAUCUUUUCUAUUUAAUGAAAAGUUUUGCAAAUAACUGUGAUAAAAAACUAAACAUGGAGUCAUCCAAUAUUUCGUACUGGCCCAUUGACAAAGUAGAUUCGUAGGAGCUUGGAUCUGUUAGGACUUGCACAAGAAAUAGUCUGGGGAGCAAAAAAAUUCGAUAUGGCAUGACGACCUGAUUACGUUCUACUCAUUAUAGCAACUUUAACUUGCUAUUCAACAGAAAACCUAAGCUAUAAUACACAAUUGUCGGCCUAUUAACUUUCGAUUCUUUUUGUCAUUUCUUUGUUGUCUUUUGAUAGACAAAUAAAGUUCCACAAGUUAUUUCAAAAGAAAUGGUUGAAUUUAUUAUCGUUGUACUUUGCUUAUUAGAUAAGUAAAACUUCAAUGUCAUCAACUCCAAACGUCUCUUUGGACAUUAUGGUGUUAUUCUGGUCUAUGCAUUUGCAACUCAUUAAUGACCUACUAUUGUAUAUUAAACAAUAUGGGAGUGAGUCCAUCGUCUUGUCGUAGGCCCUCCCCUGAUUUCAUAACGUUCGCUCAUCACCAUCUUCUUCUUCAUCUUCAUCAGCCCGUCUUCAUCUACUGCUGGACAUAGGCCUCUUCUAAAUUCAUCAAAAUUCAUUUCUGUAUUUAACUAUUCUUAUCCAUUCUUUCCUCGCCACUUUCUUCACAUCAUCGAUCCACCUCUUUUGCGGUCUUCCUGCACCUCUUCUAGCUUCUCGUGUUGUCUCCGAAAGGUUGUUCUUUGUGUCCAUCUUUCUGUAUUUGCUAUUUCCACACGCCCAACUCAUUGCCACUUAUACCUUGCUACUCAACUUAGCCCAUCUGUGACUUGUAUUCUUCUGCCAAUGUCACUAUUUCGAAUCUUCCCUCUCAGAGUGACUCCUAGCAUUGCUUGUUCCAUCGCUUUUCAUGUUACAUUAAGUUGUUCUGCAGUUUUUGUCAAGGCCAUCGUUUUAAGUUCGUAUGUCGUCGAUGACAAUAUGCAGCUAUCAUACACCUUUCGUUUUAGUCUUCUCGGUAUGACGAUAAGCAUACCCAGAAGCUCAUCACCAUCCGUGUCAGAUUUACUAACUUCAAUGGAAUUCCCAUUUCCUGCAUGGCUAUAUAGUACUUCUCGAUCUAUAGUAUUAUAGACUUGUAUCGAAUUCCUACCGUUUUUCAAUUACUUGUCAGACUGUAAAAUUCUCAUGUGUGGUGGAUCUGCCACUUCUAAACCCUUACCACCUAAAUUCGCCGUACGAGGUGAUUCUGUGCUGUAUCAUACCUGCAAGAACUUUAUGUGUGGUACAAAGAAGCGAUAUCUCCCUAUAAUUUCGACUGUUAAGCUUAUCCUCUUUGUUAUGUAUUGGACAUAUAAGAGCAGUCUUCCAAUCUAUAAACAUCUUCUCAGUCUCCAUCUUCUCAAUUACAGGGGUUAUAAAUAAAAGCAUUCAGUAGCCACCGUACAAGAAUAACAAUUUUUUGAAUGUCUCCCUUUAAAGCAAAAAGAAGAGCAACCCUAAAGAUGUUUCCAAUUUUAUAGCAUGUAAUUUUUUCGUAUACCAUAGAUCUUGAUUAUUAUGAGCAUAUUUUUUAAGCUCUUCAUUUCAAGCGACAAUAUUGUAAAACGUUCUUAGUAUUACGCUGUCACCAUCCUAAGGUUAAAUAAGUCUUCAACCAAAUUAUUAAAUAUAAAUGAAACAACCAGAAGGUAGGAUAUUACCAAAUCUCGAUUAAUAUUUAUUUAAUAUUUAUAAAUUAUUAAAAGACCGAACUGCAAUUAGAUACUGCUUCAAUUUCAACAAAAGUAGCUUGGUUGUGGGCGCUUUUUGAAGAAUCCUGUAUCAUUACAGAUACUCAGAUAAAUAUCAUUGAUUAAAUUGUAAACAACUAAACUCAACCUAAUCUCACAAGAAAUUAUUUUUCUUUAAAUAAACACUUCGAAAUACACUUAAUUAAAAAUGUGAAAUAUUUAUACCCCUCUCUAUUUUCAUAAAUUAUUUCAGAAUAAAUUUUCUAGUCACGUCUAGUCAUUAUUAGAUUAGAAAUAUUUAAUUUAUCAGGGAAUUUUCACAUUAAAAGCAAUAUUAUAGCUCAAUUUAGUAAUUUAUAUUACAAUAUGUUAAAAACCUUCAAAAAUUUCAUAUCUGAUUGCAUAAUUGAAAUAUUCUAAACGGGACCAAUGCGAUAUGAUUUCGUAAAUAUUUCAAUUUUUAAUUAUAAAUUCAUUUGCACGCCCAAUUUUGAUUGUAUAAACGUUUAUUUAAUUAAAACUUAGAUAAAUUAAAAAAAAAUAAUAUGAUCAACACAAAUCUUGCAAGUUCUUACAUUUGUGCAAUGCAAAUAUUCUAAAGACGAAAUAAUACGAUAUCUGGCUAGACGAGCAGUCUGUGCAAUAUAAGCCCAUUGUGAUAUAAAAGUUGCACGUCAACAAAGAAAAAAGUAUGAAAACGUCACCAUAUCUUCCUUAUAUCAUUGUUUUUCGCGCAGUUCUUCACCCCGAGAAGAAAGCCGUGUAAACGAAAUCCAAAAAAAAAAAAAAGAGUCGUUCUAUUUCUAUUUGUGCUUCCCCUACUACUGUAAUCGGACAGUACUUAUAAUAUAGUUUUUGUACGAUAUAGAGAGCAUGUUCUUUUUUCAAGAUUAACGUUGGUUACAUUCCAAAAACGAAUAUAUUGUAUAAGUGAAGCUCACCUCUUUGUAGAUAUUCAGUCUACCUACAGCAUAACGUAAAUGAAGUAUUAUUAUCUAAAUAAGUAAUUUUAAGACUUUCUACUUUUUAGGCGUUCUAUUAUGUGACGCAGGUUGACGCGAUUUCGUGGUUGCGUUCAGGAUAUCGCCGAAAAUUCUAAAUGUCUGAUAUAGAAACACGUAAAGAUGUAAAGAUUGAUGGAUGUGAUAGAGAGAAAGUUGUUGAGAACGCGUCAACCUGUCGAAACUGGUUACGAACUGGUAAAAGAAAUAGCGAUUACGGCUACAUUGUAUAUAUAAUUUUCUAGUCAAUAUUUUACCCAAAGAGAAAAGGUUACUAGACAAAGAACUGAUUUCCCCACCAACAACUCACACAAAAUCACACGCAUCCAUGAAUAAACUUACACACAUCUCAAUGUAUGUCGAUAUAAUUGUUACGUGUUUUAUAAAAAAAUUGAUAUGAAUAAUAAAUUUAAUGCAGUUUCUCUUUGAUGUACGUGCACUCGUUUUCAUUUCUUCAAUCUUGUUGGGUAACCUUUGAAAGCAGUUUCAUGGCUCUCAGUCGUGAAGGUGGUUUUAAUUUUAGCGUUUAAAAUAGACAAAAGACAAUCAAAGACGCUACUAAAGGUUACUCUAUUAGAAAAAAAACGAAACAUACACCUGUUAUAGCCACGCAAGAAUAAAAAAAAAAUCAAUAAAAAAGUGUAACUUGAUUUAUUUUAGGCUCCAUGCCUUAUGGCCUUCUGAUUGAGUAACCUUUGCGACAAAUAAUCAGUUUUAUAUGUAUUACUGUAAACGGCAUGAGUAUUUCAUAAGUAUUAUUUUGUACAGUCUAAUUGAUAUUAUUUAAAUAAAAUUUCGAAAAUUAUCAUUUAA